Molecule: messenger RNA, 1895 nt
Organism: Lolium perenne
Lineage: Eukaryota; Viridiplantae; Streptophyta; Magnoliopsida; Poales; Poaceae
Biological process (GO): transport
Cellular component (GO): Golgi apparatus; membrane
Source: RefSeq, a predicted model, not a curated record
AUGACCGAUCUACCACCAUCAACCACCACCGCCCCGCACCACACACGCACGCCUCUCGCGCUUCACUCGAGAUCUCCCCCACUUCCCAUGGAUCCCCUCCACGUCCGCCUCCGCCUCCGCCUCGGCGCGCUCGUGAUGGCUCUCGUGCUUGCCGCCUCCGGCGGGUGGUGGGGCGGCGCGGAGGCUUCGAUCCACACCUACGGCCGCGAGCCCUUCCGCGAGGUGGGCAACGCCUUCCUGCUCUCCGGCGGUAGCGAGGGCAUCGUCGCUGACGGGUCCGACCCCGCCUCUCCCGCCUCCUCCUUCAUCAAGUUCAUAAAUGUUACUUUCUGGAGGACCGCAGAAUCGGCAGAAUCGCAUGCAAAAAUGGCACACAGUACAGGUCUGGUACAAGCUAUUUUAUUUGAAGCAGCUGACAGGGAUAACAUUGGGGGAUCUGCCUAUGGUGGACAGAGGUCUAUUUGUUGUACCCCUGACCUUGCUAAACUGGAGGGCUGCAAACAAGGGGAAGUAAUCAGGAGGCCAUCCUCUGAUGAUCCGGAUUGGCCUGUUGUGGUAGACACACACUUCAGUGCUAAUCACCUCUCAGUGAAGUUGGAAGAUGAGGAAGUUCGCAUUACAAAGACAGGCAUGUAUAACUUGUUCUUCAUUUCUUGCGAUCCAAAACUGAGGGGCCUUGCUAUGAGUGGGAAGACGGUCUGGAGGAAUCCUGGUGGUUACCUACCUGGACGGAUGGCACCUCUGAUGACAUUCUAUGUUUUCAUGUCACUAGCAUAUCUGUUAGUCAUGGUUGUCUGGUUUAGCCAGUACAUAAGGUUUUGGAGGGAUAUAUUGCCAAUCCAGAACUGGAUCACUUUAGUUAUUGCCCUUGGCCUGUUUGAGAUGACACUAUGGUACUUUGAAUACUUAAACUUCAACAGCAGUGGUGUACGCCCAGUUGGAAUUACAACUUGGGUGGUAACUGUUGGAGCCAUCAGAAAAACAAUUUCCCGCCUACUGAUCCUUUCUAUAUCAAUGGGAUAUGGUGUCGUUCGCCCAACUCUGGGAGGUCUCACAUCCAAAGUUCUACUCCUUGGGCUUACAUAUUUCCUGGCUUCUGAAUUGCUGGAUAUAGCAGAAAAUGUUGGAACAAUUAAUGACAUCUCAGGCAAAGCAAAGCUUUUCCUUGUCCUCCCUGAUGCAUUUUUGGACGCUUUUCUCAUACUUUGGAUUUUCACUUCUCUUUCCCGUACUCUUGAGAAGCUACAGGCAAGGAGGAGUUCUGUGAAAUUGGAUAUAUACAGGAAAUUUACAAAUGCAUUGGCAGUUUCUGUCAUAGCUUCAGUUGUCUGGAUUGGUUAUGAGGUUUAUUUCAAAGCGACGGACCCCUUCAGUGAGAGAUGGCAGAGUGCCUGGAUCAUAACAGCAUUCUGGGAUGUUCUUGCCUUUGUUUUGCUUGUUGUUUUAUGCUAUUUGUGGGCACCAUCCCAAAGCUCGCAAAGAUAUGCUUAUUCAGGUGAAGCUGCGGAUGAUGAUGACGAGGAGGCUCAGUCUCUGACAAAGGGGUCUGAUGGUGAUGUAGGGAUGGUAAAAAUUGACAAAGACAGAAAUGCUGGUGUUGGCAGUGCUUUCAGCUUGGAUGAUGACGAGGCUGAGGAGGACAAAAGAGAGUAGUAUUUCUUCCCCUGAUCCUUACUUUGCCAGAUACCCAGAAACAAGAAUGUUCAAGGGUUUGAGCUUUUUUGGUGGUUCGAUGUCCUCUGUUGUUCCUGCCUUAGUUACACAGGUUUUGUUGUAGAAGUGUGCGUUUUCUAUCCACCCCUUGCCAGAGUAGUUCGAUGUGGAGUUCGCCUAGGCAAAAUUGGUACAAAGUUGCAAAUCAUUUAUAUCAAAACAGUGUACAUAUAUGUUCUCUU